Messenger RNA from Ectocarpus siliculosus, 1251 nucleotides. The record is from the annotation of a GenBank genome assembly. NCBI's taxonomy places the organism in Eukaryota, Phaeophyceae, Ectocarpales, Ectocarpaceae.
AUGGCCUAUCGAGAGCUGCAGGGGAGGCUCCAGCUCGCUGAGCAGCAGGUCCGCAUGUACCGGGAGGCGAUGGAGCACCUCAUUGCGGCGCCCCCAGCAGCCUGCCCGGCCGCUUGCCAUCCAAGAGCAAGCCCAAUCUCUACCACAGCAGGUGUCGCCCAGGAAAGCUUGUCCAACGUCUCCGCCGGCGGGGAGAACGAUCCCGGCGCUACGAAGCCGGCACCUGGGGCAGUUCCAGACGUCGCCACCACUGGAGGAGCGAAAGCGGAAGCAGUUGCUGACGGUGACGACGAUAGUGUUUUAGAUCACGGGAGAGGCGGAACGAAGAAAGGGGUCCCACGACUUAGCUCGGGUGAUGCGGAGGGAGCGGAGACCUCGGCGGGCAGCACAGCGGGAAAAGGCCCCAACAUUUGGGGCUUUAUCGGGGGUGCCGUGGGGUGGAUCGGGGAGGGGACGGCGGGCUGGAUGGCGCAGUCGGAGGCUAAACGGGAGCACCAUCGGCUUCUCGCAGAAGUCGGGAAGGUUCGAAGACGACGGGCGGCGGUGUGGCGAGAGAGGGAGCUGCUGGCGAAUACACGAGCGGAGCUAGCGCGAUGUCGAGCGGACCUCCUGUCCCGAAGGAUCGCCUUGGACUCCAGGAGGAGCGACGUGGCGGAGGCUCGGCAGAACUGCCGCAGCCGGAAGGCGUUGUACUCUGAGCAGCUUGUCAGCGCCAUGAGGAUGGGUGCCCUGAACGACUGCUUCCACAUCUGGCACCAAGGACCGUUCGGCACUAUCAACGGCUUCCGGGUUGGCAGGCUCAACACUCACGUGGUGGACUGGCAGGAAGUCAACGCUGGCGUGGGGCAGGCGGCCAUCGUCCUUGUCACCGUGGCGAUGGCAAUGGGCGUGGAGUUCACUAAGUACCUCAUCGCUCCCUGCGGGAGCUUCACCAAGAUCGCUCGUUCGGAAGACGGGAGGGUGCUCUACAGUCUGCACACGGACGAGAGCUUUAGCCUCUUCCCGCGGCGCAACUUUAACUUCGCGCUCAAGGCCUUCCUGCACUGCCUCGGAGAAGUCGGAGAUCACGUACAGGAACACGACCCGACGCUGAGACUCCCCUACCACAUCAAGGAGAAGGAGGGCACGGUCGGUGGGCUCCCGGUGGCCCUGGGCAGCAGCUACGAGGACUGGACGCGUGCGCUCAAGUACAUGCUGACAGACCUCAAGUGGAUCGCCGCCUGGGCUGCCAAGUACCUCCCUCCGUGCUGA